UUCUCCAUCAAUACCUAUCUAUCUCUCUUUCUCUUUCCAUAUAUAACUUGCCACCUGCUUUAAUUAUUUCUUAGCUUGCUUGGUGACAUGGCACUAACUGGUAAGCUUAGUAUUGAAAUUGGAAUUCAUGCACCUGCUGCAAAGUUCUUCCAUCUCAUGACAAAGCAACUCCACCAUGUUCAAAAUGUUUGUGAAAGGGUGCAUGGUGCCAAGCUUCAUGAAGGUGAUGAAUGGCACAGCGUUGGUGGUUCUGUUAAACACUGGACUUAUGUCAUAGACGGUAAGGUUACUACAUGUAAGGAGACUAUUGAGUCCAUGGAUGAACAGAACCUUUCAGCCACAUACAAACUGUAUGAUGGAGAUGUCAGUCAACAUUAUAAGGACUUUAAGCUGAGCUUUCAAGUGAUUGAUAAAGAGAAUGGAGGUGCCACUGUUAAAUGGACUAUUGAAUAUGAGAAGAUCAAUAAUGAUGUUGAAGCUCCAUAUGGCUACAUCGAAUACCUUGACAAGUGCACUAUAGAAAUGGAUUCUCAUCUUGUUAAGGCAUGAGCCAGCAGAACCAUUAAAAUGAUAAUUAAGGUGUAUGUUUGUGUCUUGAAGUUAAAAUGCUUAUCUAAAUUAAUAAUGAGUGUGACCUGAUAAUAUAAUAAGGGUUUGUUUGCGUCAUAUGCUACGUUCACCCAUUGUUUCAAGGGAUUGAACAUGGGUAGGUAUGUCAUCAUUAAUGAUUUCCUGUUGGCAUUAAUUAUGUAUGUCUGUCUUGGAAAGUGUAUGUGUAAUGCAAAUAAUUGAAUGUGUAUUUAUA
Molecule: messenger RNA, 805 nt
Organism: Arachis duranensis
Lineage: Eukaryota; Viridiplantae; Streptophyta; Magnoliopsida; Fabales; Fabaceae
Product: MLP-like protein 34
Exons: 2
Coding region: 88-549 (153 amino acids)
Biological process (GO): defense response
Source: RefSeq, a predicted model, not a curated record